Messenger RNA from Neocloeon triangulifer, 658 nucleotides. RefSeq names its product RNA polymerase II transcriptional coactivator (gene Ssb-c31a). The transcript has a single exon. Bases 35 to 481 code for a protein of 148 amino acids. Gene Ontology annotation, biological process: positive regulation of transcription initiation by RNA polymerase II. The record is from RefSeq and is a predicted model, not a curated record. Gene Ontology annotation, molecular function: DNA binding; transcription coactivator activity. NCBI's taxonomy places the organism in Eukaryota, Metazoa, Arthropoda, Insecta, Ephemeroptera, Baetidae.
GCCCGUUCGCUGAUCACUCUUUGCCGCUUGCUGCAUGUCCGUCUUAAUCUUAAUCCGCGCUAGGCCGCUAUCUCUGUUUUGCAACUUUAGACCGGCUCGCCAAAUUGUGAUCUGCGAAGCUUCUAGACAAGACACGAUGCCUAAGAACAAGAAGCUCGAGUCGGACAGCAGCGACUCGGACUCUGGGCCCGAGGACAGAAACCCAGCCCCCAGCAAGAAGCAGAAGACCGGCGGCGACAAGCAGGCCGCCUCGUCCUCCACCAAGGUGGAAGGCGCCGACGAACCCACAUGGGCGCUCGAGAAGAUGCGCUACGUCAAGAUUCGUGAGUUCAAGGGCAAGGUCUACAUCGACAUCAGGGAGUUUUACGAGAAGGACGGUAAGGAGCUGCCAGGAAAGAAGGGCAUCUCGAUGAGCGCCCAACAGUACCAGAAGUUCAAGUCCAUCAUUCCUGAAAUCGACGAAGAACUGAAGAAAAUCUAAUCACUCAAAAAUUGCUCUCAGCUUAUCAAUUUUUACUGUAUUUUGAAAUACUUAAGUUCCGUCAAAUUUAGAAGUUACAAAUUUGUACCACACUCUGUAUUAAAUUGUAUGCGUCAUUUAAUGAUUACACACAUAAAUAUGAUGUAAAAAGCUACAAACUAAUAAAUAAUGAAAUUA